CUUUUAUAUAAAACCUCAAUCAUUCAAAUUUCUUUGACCCUUCUUUUUUGCUCUUUCUUUCUCUCUCCUCUUCUGCCUUUUUACCGGCGAUUUCCCAGAUCUGCGAACUCCACCUGCUCAAUUCACGAUCAGAUCAUCUCUGCGACUGUAGAACCAGAGAAGAGAAAGGGGGAUUAAUAUGGAAGAACAGGGCUUGGAAGGUGUUCAACCUGUGGAUCAGUCCAAACAUCCAUCUGGGAUCAUCCCUACUCUCCAGAACAUUGUAUCAACUGUCAACUUGGACUGCAAGUUGGAUCUUAAAUCCAUUGCGUUGCAAGCUCGUAAUGCUGAGUAUAAUCCAAAGCGUUUUGCAGCAGUCAUUAUGAGGAUAAGGGAGCCAAAGACAACAGCCCUAGUAUUUGCUUCUGGAAAAAUGGUAUGCACUGGAGCUAAGAGUGAGAAUGAUUCAAAAUUAGCAGCUCGUAAGUAUGCUCGAAUUAUUCAGAAGCUGGGAUUCCCUGCCACAUUCAAGAAUUUCAGAAUCCAGAAUAUAGUGGCAUCUUGUGAUGUGAAAUUUCCUAUUAGACUGGAGGGGCUUGCAUACUCUCAUGGUGCCUUUUCUAGUUAUGAACCAGAACUAUUUCCUGGGUUGAUCUAUCGAAUGAAACAACCAAAGAUUGUGCUGCUUAUAUUCGUCUCAGGAAAGAUAGUUCUGACAGGAGCUAAGGUGAGAGAAGAGACAUACACUGCCUUUGAGAACAUAUAUCCAGUGCUUACUGAGUUUAAGAAAAGCCAGCAGUGAUUAGUUGAAGUUGCUGACUGCUUAGCAUGACAAGCACAUUUCGUCAGGCAAGCUGUAAAUAGAUGCGACAUGGAGCACCUAGUUUCUGUUAAUUAGAAGAUAAUGAAGAAUGAUGAUAAGCCACAAAACCAUAAAGUGUGAAGUUUUAGCCUGAUUGCCUAGUAUUACUCUAUAGAACAUCUGAAUUUUGUUUUGAACUUCUUUCUGAAUUCUGAAUCCUGAAUAAUAAUAAUAUGGAACUGUUUGGAUUA
Spinacia oleracea (spinach) is the source of this 1032-nucleotide messenger RNA. RefSeq names its product TATA-box-binding protein. Gene Ontology annotation, molecular function: DNA binding. Lineage: Eukaryota; Viridiplantae; Streptophyta; Magnoliopsida; Caryophyllales; Amaranthaceae. Gene Ontology annotation, biological process: DNA-templated transcription initiation. The transcript is spliced from 10 exons. Bases 179 to 781 code for a protein of 200 amino acids. The record is from RefSeq and is a predicted model, not a curated record.